Argentina anserina (silverweed cinquefoil) is the source of this 2751-nucleotide messenger RNA. RefSeq lists its product as uncharacterized. NCBI's taxonomy places the organism in Eukaryota, Viridiplantae, Streptophyta, Magnoliopsida, Rosales, Rosaceae. The transcript is spliced from 5 exons. The record is from RefSeq and is a predicted model, not a curated record. The coding region runs from base 228 to 2642 and encodes 804 amino acids.
CACGUAUAUCUCAUCUUUCAUUUUCAUGUUCUGCUGCACAUUUCAUCUCCAACAAUCUCGCACUUGACACAUGUAUUCCUUCUUAACUUCGGCCUUUAUAUUGUUUCACCAUCAUUAAUCUCGCUCUCUGUCUCCAAUCGCAGUCAGAGAAAGACUCCUCUAUUGUCGCAAUGAAUUCGUUUUCUUCUUAGCGUUUUGCGCAUGAUUGAAGAGCUUGAUUCAGUGGAAUGAUGGUUAUCAAGAAAGUUCUGGUGAUGAAAACCCAGUUUGAUUUCGUUUGCAAACGUAUGUCAAGCGGGAACAUGCUUGGAGUCCUUGGUUCCAUUUGGGUUUUCGUCUGUCACUACAUGUUUUGUGUGUCUGGAUUCAUUAGUAGAUACAUACUCAUCAGAUUUCAUGCAGAUGAUCACAGAGUUCAUCACCCUAUUGUUUGUUUAAAGCAUCAUCAUCAAUUUGAUGCAAAUAGAAAAGAAGAAGAAGAAGAAGAAGCAGCAGCAGCAGCAGCAGAAGGAGAAGAAGAGUUGUCUCUGGAUUCUCCCAUAAUAAGAAGAAGUGAUGAUCAGAGCAGAACAGAAACAGAGGAUUCCGAUCAGAACAGAGCAGAAACAGAGAAUUCCGAGCAAAACAGAGCAGAGACAGAGAAUUCCGAGCAAAACAGAGCUGAAACAGAGGAUCCCAGUUUUGUUCAGAUCAUUUCAGCUGUAAGCACCGAUUCGUACGAGUAUACUUCUAAUAGAUAUAUUAAUGGCUACAUGGAAGAACCAAAAGCCAUGAGCUUUACCGUCCAAGAAUUCUAUGCUGAUUGGGACAGUUCUAAAUCCUCUGAUUAUCAAAUUCCUAUUAAAGCAGCUAAGGAUCAUGAUGCUGAUCAUGAAAAAGCAGUGAAGCCUAUUGAAGUAAUUGAAGCAUUUGAGAAUGAAGAACUCGAGAAAUCAGCCAUUGAUCCUAUUGAGGAAUUUUGUACUGAGAAGGUUCUGGACACUGAGUAUGAGCUAUGUGAGGUUGAAGAACACAAUUGCUCUCUUGUUUCUGAUUCGAAACAAGACCCAUUAAGCUCAAGAAAAGAUCAUGAUGUGGGUUCACUUAACUAUCAGUUCUUGAUAUAUAGAAAUGCGGUUCCGUAUGACGAGGGACUUGAACCUCAUAGCUCUGGGUUUCAGUAUGAUGCGGAGGAUCAUCAUAGAGUCCACUUCGAUAUGGAAGACGAUCAAUUGCUUGAUGUACGUAUCCCAGAUGGAAAAGCAGUUGUUUUUUACGAUCAGCAAAAUGGUUCAGAAUCUUCUGAUGAUGAUUACAUUGAAUUGUUAGAGCCCCAACUGAGGAGUUAUAGUCAACAAAUUGAUCAAGUUGAGGAGAGAGGUGAACAUAAAGAGGAAUUAGUCCAGGUUGAGACACAAGAGACUAGUCCACUAGUACAAUCUGCAGAAGAAGGAAAUGGAUUGCAGCAAGCCAAGUCUGUAUUGGUUUCGGACGAUGAAAAUAAUUGGGAGUCUUAUGAAGAGCAUGAUGAUCUCAUUGAACAGAUUAAAAGGGAAAUUAAGAAUGUGAGAACAGGAGGGCUUCCCACUAUAUCAGAAGAAGAUCAUUCAGAAUCUACAAACUUGGUGGAGAAUAUAAAGCUCAAGCCACUGAAGAUUGAUGAAAAAUUCGAAUACAAAGAUCGAAUUGCAGAGAUUCAGAAGGUGUACAAAAGCUACGCUGAGAAGAUGCGAAAGCUGGACAUCUUGAACAACCAGACCAUGCAUGCAAUUGGUUUUCUGCAGCUUAAGGACCAAGUUAAGCCAAUUUCUUUGCAAAAGUCUUCCAUUAAUCCAAUUAUGAAGUCUAUUCUUUCACAGAACCUGUUGAGAUGUAGAGCACAAAGACAAACCGCAGUUGACCCUUUACCGAAAUUUGUGGGAGACUUGCACAAGGAAUUGGAGUUGGUAUACGUUGGGCAGGUUUGCCUCUCUUGGGAAAUUCUCCACUGGCAGCACAGAAAAGCCCAUGAGUUGCAGCAAUAUGAUCAUCAUCACUAUAAUGUUGUUGCCACUGAGUUUCAACUGUUUCAAGUGCUCCUGCAAAGAUUCAUAGAAGAUGAUCCAUUUCAAGGCCCUCGAGUGCAGCACUAUGUCAGUACGCGAUGUGUCGUUCGCAGUCUUCUUCAAGUUCCAACCAUAAGAGAUGAUCGUAGGAAGGAUAAGAAACAUGGAAUGGGAGGGGAGGAGGAGGAUUUGAUAAUAGUGAGUGAGAUGCUGAUGAAAAUCAUUGAAGAAUCGAUGCAGUUAUUUUGGACAUUUCUUCGCAGUGACGAGAGAAAUGCGGUCCUGAGAAGCCUUCAAGAAAGUCAGGUUGAGCAUAAAGACUUGGAGCUUCUAAUAGAUAUCCGGAAAGAUCUUCAAAAGAAGGAGAAAAAGCUCAAAGACAUACAGAGAACUGGUAAUUGCGUAGUGAAGAAGUUCCAAAAGCAGCAUCAAGAUCAAGAUAGACUUGAGCAUAGUUUGUUUAUCGCUCAAGUUGAACUGAGGCUGGUUUUGAGAGUGCUUAAUAUGUCAAAACUAACAUCAGAUCAGUUAGUUUGGUGCCAUGAGAAGCUAGACAACAUAAAUUUUGUUCACAGAAAGGUCCUUAUGGAGCCUUCAUUUCUUCUUUUUCCAUGUUAACAUAUGUCAAGCCGAAUGUGCCUGGUGAUUACUUGACUUGCGGAUGUAUAUACUUGUUUAUCUCGACACAUUAUUAACAACAGAUAUGGAAAAAAGGAAUGGUUUACAC